AUGGGUACCAUGGUUACUACACCAUUCACUUUAAUUCUGGCAUGUACUCUUCUCGUCUGGAAAGUAGGCAUCGUAGGUGUCAUCAGCCUCUCCGUCUUGUUCAUAACAGUACCGCUGCAAUUCAGGAUGGCUCAAGGCCAGAAGAUUGCCCAGCAAAAGUGUUCCCUGUUAGCCGACGCUCGCUUGAAGAAAUCUAAUGAGAUUCUGCAGAGCAUGAAGAUAUUAAAAAUGUAUGGAUGGGAGGAAUUAUUUGCUUCGAAUAUUGAAAGUAUAAGGAAAGGAGAAAUGAAACAAUUGUUUCAAGUGGGAUCACGUUUUUUAUUCUCAGCUGUGAAUGCACAAUGCAUGCCUGUGACUAUAUCAUGUUUGGUAUUUGUUGUACAUGUGGGGUUGUCCUCCACGCCUCUCACACCGGAUGUGGUGUUUACAGUAUUGGCUCUGUCUAAUCUGCUCAUCAUGCCACUCACCACCCUGCCCAGUAGCAUUGGGUACAUUGUGGAAGGACUGUCAAGCAUGAAAAGAAUUGAACGAUUUUUAAAGACAGAUGACACUAUGACCGAUUCUCAUGAUGAGUCUACCAUCUGGUUAUCGGUCGAUACAGAGAGUGAAGAUUAUCUUGAUGAAACAAAUAUGGUAAACGGGAAUAGUACGGCUGUGGAGAUGAGUGACGUCACACCACUUGUUGGCAUUGUUAAAAAGGUGAAUUACGAAACAACGCAGCCCAAUAAUGUAUAUUCAGUGGGGAUACCUUCUACUGUUGCAGUCCAGAUUACAAAUGGGAACUUCGUCUGGGGACGUGACGCGAAAACUCCGAUUUUGAACAAUAUCAACGUAGAGUUCCCUGCUGAAAAACUCACUGUAGUCAUUGGUAAAAUCGGUGCCGGGAAAUCGUCUCUGAUCAUGGCGCUGCUAGGAGAAUUAACAACAAUUACAGGUUUGGUAAACUAUAGUGGAAAAUCUAAAACAUCGUUUGCUGCUCAACCAGCCUGGCUUCACAAUGCCACACUGCGAGAUAAUAUACUGUUUGGAGAGGAUUUUAAUUCAAGGAGAUACAACGCUGUAUUAGAGGUGUGCGCACUGAACCCAGACAUACAUAUUCUUCCUGGUGGCGAUAUGACAGAAAUUGGAGGCAAGGGAAUUAAUAUAAGCGGUGGACAAAAACAACGCAUCAGUUUGGCAAGAGCUUUAUAUGCUAAAACAGACAUCGUUAUGUUGGAUGAUCCUUUAUCGGCGUUAGAUGUACAUGUCAGUGAGCACGUGAUGAAAAAAGCAAUCUUAAAAUUCUUGCACGAUGAGCGACGUACAAUUAUACUAGUUACUAACCAUUAUCGUUAUAUUGAACAUGCGGCCAAGGUUAUAGUAAUGCACGAGGGACAAAUAUCACAACAAGGAGAUCCACUUCAGAUUCAACGAGAGUAUCCAGAGCUCUUCAAACAAUGGCAAAACGGGGUCAAUAUUGUACCGCAUCCUGGCAUUGGAAUAAACACUGAACACACGAGUGAAUUAGAAAGUCAAACGGAAAGGUCAACAACACGCAGAAGCAUUACAAAUGGUUCCCUAGUUGUAGACGAAGCACGCCAACUGGGCCCUAUAUCGUGGAAUACAUUCUACAUGUACGGCAAGGCAAUAAAGCUACCAUUUGUAUGUGUUGUAGUCGGGCUAUUACUUCUAUAUAUUGGUGUCAAUGUAAUGGGUAAUGUAUGGUUAACACGAUGGUCCCAAGAUGAACAAGACAAAAUUAACAAUACAAUUUCUCAGGGAGAAGAUCGUAACACGUGGUAUUACGUCAGCGUAUUUGCGGCGUUAUGUUUUAUUUUUGUUAUCCUGUCCAUGUUGACAAAUAUUUGUCAAGUCAAAUUCUCUAUAGCUGCUGCGGGAAGGUUACAUUUGAAGAUGAUAAAUCGAAUCAUCCAUGCUCCAGUACGGUUCUUCGACACUACACCCGCUGGUCGUAUUCUGAAUCGGUUUGCCCACGACACGAUGACCGUGGAUUUGAGAAUAUGGAUGAAUGUGAAUAUAAUGAUCUCAAUUAUUCUUCAAAUAUCAACCACGUUUAUUGUGAACUCAAUUGUGACACCAUUAUUCUUGACCGCCAUAUUUCCUAUAGCUAUCGCUGUGUAUCUGCUUCAGAAAUACGGUUUAGGACUUCCUAGAGAGCUGCGACGUUUAGACAGUAUCACCAAAUCGCCAGUGUUGUCACAUGUUACAGAAACCAUUGGGGGUAUAGUCACUGUAAAAGCUUACAGGGCUGAUAAGCGAUUCCAACAACGAUUCAAUAAACUGGUAGAACAAACAAGUUUAUGCCAGUUAUACUUCUUCACAGCUAUCGCUUGGAUUGCAGUGCGUAUGAUGAUGAUUGGGAAUUUAAUAGUAUUUUUCUGUGGAUUCAGUUCUUUGUUGGCUUGCGUGUAUGGUCAUAUGGAACCCGGUUUUGUUGGACUGGGUAUUACAACUGGUUUAACAGUGUUUUUCUGCUUCGGCGGUAGAAUUAUGCAAUGCCUCGACUUUGUGACGUUCAUUAAUGGAGUUGAACGUGUGAUUGAAUACACACAAGUCGAAAUGGAAAGAUAUGAAGGAAGUUAUAUUCCCCCGGCUAAUUGGCCUGAGAAAGGAUCUAUUAUUUUUAAAGACGUAUCUGCACGAUAUUCCCAAACGUCCAAUCCAGUUCUACGUGACGUAUCCAUACAGGUCAAGCCAAAAGAAAAGAUUGGUGUAUGCGGUCGUACUGGGAGUGGGAAAACCUCACUGACACUGACUCUACUUCGCAUGAUCGACGUUUUCCAAGGUCAAAUUAUUAUCGAUGGAAUAGAUAUUUCUCAAGUUCCUUUGUUGAUUCUACGCAAGCGAAUAUCUAUCAUACCACAGGAUCCUCAUCUGUUUGCCGGAACCAUCAGAUUCAAUUUAGACCCAGAAGCUAUACAUACGAAUGAAGAACUAUGGAAUGCCCUGCGAAUUGCACAACUAAGAGGAUAUGUAGAGGAUAUGCAGGACCAAUUAGAUGAACAGAUUCCCGAGGGAGGUGAUACUUUUAGCGCUGGUCAGAAGCAGUUAUUUUGUUUAGCUCGAGCAUUCCUGCGUAAAAGUCAAAUACUCAUCAUGGACGAGGCCACGUCGUCUAUUGAUUCGCAAACAGAUGCAAUGUUACAAGAAGUUAUCAGUACAGCAUUCAGUGAUAAAACUGUACUGACUAUAGCACAUCGUAUAUCCACAAUUUUAGAUUCUGACACAGUACUGGUACUUAAUGGUGGUCAAGUUAUAGAAUACGACACACCGCACAAUCUACUAAAGAAGGAUGAAACUGUGUUUGCUUCAUUUGUUAAUGCUUCAAAAUAA
Messenger RNA from Saccoglossus kowalevskii, 3333 nucleotides. Its product is annotated as ATP-binding cassette sub-family C member 8-like. The record is from RefSeq and is a predicted model, not a curated record. Lineage: Eukaryota; Metazoa; Hemichordata; Enteropneusta; Harrimaniidae. Gene Ontology annotation, molecular function: ABC-type transporter activity; ATP hydrolysis activity; ATP binding. Gene Ontology annotation, cellular component: membrane. Gene Ontology annotation, biological process: transmembrane transport.